Empidonax traillii (willow flycatcher) is the source of this 8947-nucleotide messenger RNA. RefSeq names its product limbic system associated membrane protein (gene LSAMP). The transcript is spliced from 9 exons. Bases 374 to 1417 code for a protein of 347 amino acids. Gene Ontology annotation, cellular component: plasma membrane; axon; neuronal cell body. Gene Ontology annotation, molecular function: axon guidance receptor activity. NCBI's taxonomy places the organism in Eukaryota, Metazoa, Chordata, Aves, Passeriformes, Tyrannidae. The record is from RefSeq and is a predicted model, not a curated record. Gene Ontology annotation, biological process: synapse organization; homophilic cell-cell adhesion.
CCUAUAAGGCAUUGCUUGUUUAAGUACAGUCGCAUUUAGUUGGAGCUGCAGGAGAGAGACAGAGAGAUUCUCUGUGUUUACAGCCAGCACAGCCUACGGUGGAGCAUCUAACCUGGCCCCCCCUUUCUCCAGCACUUGAAGGGGAGAGUGCGAGGUUAUUUGGGAAUCUGGCCACCGUAGGUCAGCUUGCGCUGCGACUGGAUUGUCAGAGCUGGUAAAGCAGAGCCCAGAGGGACUGAAGGGAGACACGAAUCCCAUUUUCUUUGAGAGGAGAGAAGGGAAAAAAAAAAAAAAAGAUAAAUUGAAAGAGAGAGAGAGAGAAGCGAAGAGACGGAGAAAAAGGCAGAGGAAGCAGAGCGAGUGAGAGAGAAGCAUGAGGACCUACUGGCUGCACAGUAUCUGGGUGCUGGGCUUCUUCCUGUCCCUCUUCUCCUUGCAAGGGCUGCCAGUCCGCAGCGUGGAUUUUACCCGAGGUACCGAUAACAUCACCGUGAGGCAAGGGGACACAGCCAUCCUCAGGUGUUAUGUAGAAGACAGAAGCUCCAAGGUGGCCUGGUUAAACCGUUCUGGCAUCAUUUUUGCUGGAGAGGACAAGUGGUCCCUGGACCCUCGAGUAGAGCUGGAGAAGAGAAACCCCCUGGAAUACAGCCUGCGGAUCCAGAAAGUGGAUGUCUAUGAUGAGGGGUCCUAUACGUGUUCAGUGCAAACACAGCAUCACCCCAAGACUGCCCAGGUUUACUUGAUCGUGCAAGUUCCACCAAAGAUCUCCAAUAUCUCCUCAGACAUCACCGUGAAUGAGGGCAGCAACGUGACCCUGGUUUGCAUGGCAAAUGGGCGUCCUGAACCUGUCAUCACCUGGAGGCAUCUGACCCCAACAGGCAGAGAGUUCGAAGGUGAGGAAGAGUAUCUGGAGAUCCUAGGCAUCACACGAGAGCAGUCGGGCAAGUACGAAUGCAAAGCUGCCAACGAGGUUGCCUCAGCGGACGUCAAGCAAGUCCGAGUCACUGUGAACUACCCUCCCACCAUCACAGAGUCCAAGAGCAAUGAAGCGGCCACGGGACGACAAGCCUUGCUCCGGUGUGAGGCAUCAGCCGUGCCCACACCUGAUUUCGAAUGGUACAGAGAUGAUACCAGGAUAAGCAGCGCCAAUGGUCUGGAGAUAAAGAGCACGGGGACCCAGUCUCUGCUGAUGGUGGCCAACGUCACUGAGGAACACUACGGAAACUACACCUGCGUGGCUGCCAACAAGCUGGGAGUCACAAACGCCAGCCUAUACCUUUACAAACGAGUUUUACCCACACUCCCCAAUCCUUUUCCAGGACCCGGCACAGGGAGAGUAGACAACGGCUCCAUGAGUUUGGCCGUCCCACUGUGGCUGCUGGCAGCGUCCCUGCUCUGCCUACUCAGCAAAUGUUAAUACAAAUCAGAAUUAAAAAUAAUAAUAUUAAUAAUAAUUAAAAAAACAACACGACAACAACAACACACAAAACAAAAUGCGUUAUACAGGAGACAGAGCGAAGAGAGGGGAGAGAGAAAAAAGGGGGGGGGAGAGAGAGAGACGACUGUUUCUUUCACAACUUUUGUGUGUUCAGGAACGAAGAGGGGGGAGAGGAAAAAUUACAGCAAAGAAGACUCAGCAACAUUUAAUCCAAAACCUGAAAAGCCGGCUGUCAAGUCACUGACUGUCUAGGAGGCAACACAAACCGAGGGAGAGAAUGGGGCACCAGCAAGGAUCGCGUUGCCGGAGGAUGCUGCAAUGUAAACAAUCCAACAAAACCCACAAAGCCAAUCAAACAGAAGAUCCCUUUUCUUUUCUCUCCUCCUUCCUCUUUUCCAUCCUUCCUCACCUUCCUUCCUUCCUUCCUUCCUUCCUUCCUCCUCUUUCCUUCUUAUGCGGAAAGAGGUCUUUGCUUCGGUGUCUGUAGCCAUUUAACUUUUUGGAUGCCCUGGGUCAUUUUUGUGAGCUAAUGCUCAGCAAGUUCAUACUUUUGAAAACAAAUUUAAAAAAAAAAAAAAAAAAAAAAAAAAAAAAAAAAAAAAAAAAAAAAAAAAAAAAAAAAAAAAAAAAAGGAAAAAGAGAAAAAAAAAGCCACAAACCAGAGCAAGUCACCUGAAGCUCUCUGCACACUGGUGUCCUGUGAAGAACUCUUCCUCUCUUCACUUCACCCUGCGCUCAUGUGCACCCAGCCCUUGCUAAACAUCUUCUUUUCCUGUCCCUUCCUUCAUGCAACAUCGCCCUCACUGGCGUGAACUAAAGCUGUGUCAACUCUACUGAAAGCCUACUUUUUUUUAAAAUCCUCUUCCUCUCCCCCCUCAACUCAACCAGGUGUCUUUCUCUUUCUCCUGUGUAUGCCUGUGUGCGUGCGUGCAUGCAUGUGUGGCUCUUGCUCUGUCUUCACUCUUUCUCUCCUUCUCUUCCUCUCUCUAAGCAUGCAAAAUGAACAGUCCAUGUGUACAUAUGCUCAUCCUGCUGUAGAUAAUGUCCUGCCUUGUAAGUGUGAAACAAGAUGCAGAGAGAUCACUCAGGCAGAGAAGAGGGGUGAGGAGAGAGGGGCAGUUGCAAACACAGGUUUCCAUGGUAUCCUCUCCAGCAUCCUCACUGGCUUUUUAACUUCUGACCACCUUGCUUGCAAGAAGCAGUCUGCACCCUUGUCUACCCUUUUUUUCUCUCCCACCUGCAACCUGUCUGGCUCUCAGCCUUUAAGUACCAGCAUAGCAGCCCCUGCUACGCAUGAGUGCUCGCACACAUGCAUGGGGGUGUGCACUCAUGUGCAAUUGUCCAAACAAGCAGAAGAAACUAGGACUGGCCUACAGCACUAUGGACUGAAGAGUGCAGCCACCCACUCCUCCUGGGGAUGGGAGGCUGAACCAGUGGGAUGUGAGUGAUGAGACCUUGGACAUCAACAAGCAGCCAUUCCUUUUAGGUAUAGUGUGUGCAUAGGAGCAAUGCCUCAACAUGAAAACAACAAUCUGGUCAUUCCUAACCAUUUUGGUAGUCAUGCAAAAAUAGAGCCAAUACUCUUUUUUGUUGUUUUGUUGUUUUCAUUCUUAUUGUCUUCUCUGGUAUAAAAGGAAAUGUAGGCUCUGUGAGAGGGUGAGUGUGUGUGUGCUGUACACCAUUGCUACUACAAAACUCAAUGCAAAUUCCACACUGGAAGAAAUUGGGUCAGAAAAUGUCCAGGACCUGUGAAUGGAAGAAGUAAAACAAAUCUCAGGUCCCAAAUCCUAAGCUUAUAAAGAAGGAACUUAAAGUGGUUCAGCAAAGAAGUGGGCAGCACAGUUUCCCUUGCUCUUCUAUUUUCUCAUCUCCAAAGGUGCUGGCCUUGCUGGAGAGUGCUGUUGCUUGCCAUCACACUUCCCAUGGCAGAACCACAUGCAGAGGUGCCAACAGGAGAUGCUUUGUGGCUCCCAAGUGAGGAGAAGGAGGGAACAGGCUGUUAGAAACAGGGCUGAGAAAAUGCUGGGUGGUGGCUGGAAGUUGCCGCAUCAGCACAAGGUCUGCUGCAGGGGGAGAGAGCAAGGCAUCAGUCAUACAUUCUAGUGGCUGCAGUGCAUGUGUGUGGGCAGGGGCAGUGGGGAGAGGACUCCUGUGUCUCCUGGCCAGUCAUGAGCCCUAGUAUCCACAAGCAGCAAAGAUGAUAAAACACAGUGCUUAUGAGGUAGCCACUUGCUUUACUGGGGAGAGGGAUGUGCAGGAAGAACUUGAGUUAGCCCACACAAGUAAAGUGACCAUCCCAUGACAGUACAAGGGUUUUACAGGUGCUCAGCACCCGUGAGCUUUCAAGCACAAGCCAUCUUGCUUUUCUGUCUUUGCCCUGCGAGUUUGCACAGUAGCAGAACGCCGGGCAGACAUGCUCGCACACUCUUGAAAGCAAGGGGGAAACUGCUGGGCCUUGCCGCUCUCCAGUGUGCUGGAGGGGAUACCCAGCGGGUGGUCCCCUGCAAGGAAGGAAAGUGGGAAAGUGCUGCCUGCGAGACCGUCCCCAUCUUUGCGUGGGUGGGGCACAGUCUGAUGAGGCUUCUCCCUGCUGCUCGGCGUGAUGCUUUCGCCUUGCACUGCGGCACUGCCGACCCUGCCCCCUCGCUGCUGAGCUCAGCUGUUUCAGGCAGCAGCAGGCACGCAAUUAAGCAGGCAGUCAAAGGCUCCUCACAGGCAGGCAGAAUGAGCGAGGAAAUUUGUUGGAGACACGAGAGGCUGAAGUUUGGGCAUUGCAAGAGUUUCUACAGAGCUGCUGUGGGAUUGCAUGGUGGUAAAUUAUGCUCCUCUAGACCCCAAAACCAUACCUGGAGGUGUUUGUGCUUUGGUGCAAGAGGGGAAAGCUGGGCAACUGGUGCAUGAAAUCCACCCAAGGCAUCCAGGGAUGGCUCCCCUCUUCCAAGAUAGGGCGUUCAUUGGUGGGACUUGGGCAUCUCCUUUGGAGACUGGUGUGCCUGUUGUUGCCCAGGAAAAAAAAAAAAGCCCUGUAUCCUUCAGAGCAUUCAGACAUCCCAGUCCUUGUACCUACCCUUAAGGAGGGUCGUGUAAUUUAGUGUCUUAGUAACAUGUCCAGAUUUCCUGCUACAAAAGGCCUCCUCUUACCCCUGCUACAGCCACUAUCUGAUGCUGGUUCUAGAAGCUGAGUCUGGGAGCUGCACCCUUUCGAGCACACUGGGACACCAUAUUGCUCAAUCUCGGUGCUGUGUGGAUGGAUUUAUUGUUGCAGGCUUGGUGUGAAAGGUGGACAGCCUACUGUGUCCUGCUGUCACAGGCUGUUCCUAAAGGCUGGGUCCGACCCACUUUAGGUUCUUUGAUGUCAACCUGGUUGCUUUUGUAGCAUCUGUCCCAUGUGUUGUCCUCUGCAUGUUUUUUUUUUUUUUUGUCACUGUGUGGUCACUCCGAGGCACAGGGAUCCCACACAUCAGAGUGCUGUGGUGUGGUAGUAGUCACAAGUCCCAGUACUUCAUUGUCUCACAUCUAUUUUGGUUUGAAGGAGUUUUGAGGGGAUGUUUUUUUAUAUGUCAAGGCACAGAGGCUUAUAGUUAAAGGGAAAUACCUCACUAAAAGCAGGAUAUCCAUUUUUGGAAGCCACCUGCUUGUUAGCUGGGGGAAAUGGACACAGCCCCAGUGCUGUGUCCAGAUCCUGUGUGUGAGUGAUCUGGCCUUUCCUGCGGGCCCUUGGCAGAUCUUUGCCUCUGUUGCAUUGCCGUGAAAUAGGGUUAAAGUCAAUUAUUUGCAGACCUGUCUGAGACAAGCCACCAAUAACAAGAAUGCCUGUUGUCUGCAGCAGUUCUGGGAACCCCACUCCUGGCAAUGUCUGUUCUUUGGAGGGCUGGGGGUGUCAUGGGUAGGCUGGAGCUUGAUUUAUUCCUAGAAUCUAAUCCUGUUAGCUGCAUUGUGCAUCACAGGAUACUGUAAACAUCCCCCAAUUUCUCGUGAACUCAGGCAGGGAUUGCUCAAAUCAUCUGUCAAGAGGUGAGGCCAGUUGAAUAUACGGAACACAGGCAAGGUCAAAUGCUUUCUCCCCCCUCCCUUUCUCCCCUCCACCCUCUGACAGAGAUGUUGCAAAGGUUUUUCUCAUGUCUCAGUCCCUUUUCUCUGAAACUGUUUCUCCUUCUCAUCUAUUCUGCGCUUUCAUGUUGCUAUAUUUCCCAUUCCCUCCCGAAAAACUGGGCUCUUGCUUCCUGCUGCCUUUCAGCUGGUUGAGGACCAGGAAGGAUGGGAGUUUAGAAUGGGACACCAGUUCCUUGAGCUUGUCAGUGUAAUUGUGUUUGGUUGAUGGAGAUUUAACAUUUAGUGUUAUAAAAAGAAAUGAACAAAAUGGAUAAAAAAAAAAAAAAGAAAAAGAAAAAAAUGUAUUUCUUCAACUUGUUUGUAAAUAUUACAAGAAUUACAUGAGAUGUCCGGUAAUGUCCAAGCAGAGGAACAAAAACUUAGAUUUAAUAUAUGGGCCCAUACUUGCUAGCAGAUUUCUAACCCUUUUCGGAUGACCGAGAGGAGGGGUGAAAGCAAGUGUUUCUGUACGGAACUGGACAGGGGAAAUGCAGCCACCCCGAGCCACAUGAACUCCAUGCAUGAUUAUAGCAUGUUGCUUGGAGCGUGUGCCUGGUCAGAUGGAAAACGAAGCAAACGCCUGUCUCUGUACGGCUGGGAAGGGCGACAUGGGAUGCUCCAGCCGACACCUGUAUCUUGGCAGUUGUGUUCAUUUUUGUUUGUCUGCAGCCCCGUAGCUUGGGGGCAUGUUGCUCAGUGAUGCACCCCCUCCUCCCCCCCACUGCUUUCUUCUCCAGUGAAGUUGUGUCGCCCCAUGGUAGCACCGAGUGCAUGUUAGCGUGCCAUUCAUGAAGAUUUCAUUGGUGACAUGCAUUGUGUCGAGAGUUAGUCUUUGUCCGCACAUCUUUCUUACGCCACUGACUGUUCACCACUUGGGCAGAUCUCCCGUGUAGUCCUGCUUGCCCCACUUUUGGUCAAAGUACAUCCAAGCCCCACCUGCUCUUCUUAGCUCCAGGUGCAUCCAGAUCAUGCCCCCAGGCCACCUGUCUAAGCAACCCCAUUUUGAAAGUCCAAUCAAACAGCAUGGACAAAGUCACUGUCAAUAGCCACGUGGGCUCCAGACUGAGUGGAAUCGGAAUCUGGAAGGAAUCGGGGGGAGCAGCAGUGAGUCCCGAUGAUACAAGAGCAUUUGGGGAAGAAGAUCUGGGAAGUCAGAGGAGUUAUGCUAGAGUCCUUCACAGCCCCACCACCAGGUGAUGUUUCAGCUCAAUCUUUGUGCAGUGUUUCAUCGCUUCGCCCUUCCCUGAUGAGGGAAUCUACAGGCACAGGGAAACAGCUCUUCUCCUCCCAACCCAUCUCACACCUCUGCUUCCUCUCCUCCAAGUGCACUGACCUGCAGCCUAAAUCAUGAUGGUGCUUGAUGUGAUGUAGCAAGUGACAUGGAGGAUAACUGACCAAGACAGUCCUACAGAGGAGGUGCUAGGGGCGUGAGCAGUUCUUUUCUCUCUCUCUCUCUCUCUCUUCUGAUGGUGCACAAUCUUACUGCUUCUCUGACUCAAGUACACAAAACUUCUUGAUUUAGGGAUGCCGGGAGCAAAUUGUUCUAUGGGAAGAGGAAAACUUCAGGCAGGGAAGUGAUUGAGAAACUGGAUGGUAAUUUCCAAGAUGUGGUGCCAGUGAAAAAGGGUAGGGAUGAGUGCUGUCCGUCGUCCAUGCACAGAACUCUCAGGUUCACCAGUGAGGAGACCAUGGCCUCUCAACACUAAUCUUAGAGUGGCUUAAUUUCCAGUAGGAUGCCCAGAAGAUGAUUUUUUUUGACUGCAUGACUCCUGCUGACUAAGAGCUGUGUCACACCAUUAAAACCUCUUUCACUUUUCCUUCUUGUAACUUGCUAGAAUGAUAACUGGGAAACUCCCACAGGCCCCCAAAAUUUUGCUUGAUGGUUGGCUCCCAUUAGGGUAAUGUAUGGUGUUUGCUUGUUGGUUCACUCACCGUAACAGGAAAGCAGAACUCAUCUUGGUCAGGAUAUGGUGGCAUGGUCCUCUGUACCUCUGUGGCUUGGGUUGAUGUGUGUGAAGAAGGAGACUUACCGAGGCAGGGCUUGGGAAAGAGGAGCAGAUCUCCUGAUUAGCCCAGGCAGGAGCGAAGCAGAAGUCCUUCACUUGCUGCAGGCUCAGGUUAACUGGUGCCACAGCAACUCAGACCGCCCUGUAAGCCUUGUUGAAGUGCCCAGGCAGCAGAGGAGAAAGGGGCAGUGACAGUCAGGAGGACAUGACUGCAGUGCAGGUGGUGGGGCUGCAUUAGCAGCAGGGCUCCUUGGGUAGUAUGGCUGAGGAAGGGACAGAGACUGCAUCCCAGAAGGGCUAUUCCUGGGUAGGGCAAGCUCUUCCUUCCCUUCCUAUACUCACGGUGCUCCCUCCUGGCCUCCCAGGGCAUGCUCACUGUACUGCAAUGGGCCUCAUGAGUGAUGCAGUGUGACACCACAGUGGCUGCAGCUGUGUCCUGAGAAAAGGCAUGUGGAUAUUUCUGUACAUAACAUAGGGGCCAUGGAUGGAGACAAGGAACAAGGGCUACCUAGGAGCCAAGCAGGGAGGGGAGCACCACCCAAGCAGGGCUGUCCUCCAAAAUUAUGACAUUUGCUCCCCGUUCGGCCACGCACAGGCACGUACGCACACCCCCGCCAGCUCCACCACGCACAUGCCACAGUAGUCCUCACGGCUACCAUACAGGUGCUCUCCUUUCCCACACUCUCCAUCACACAUGCAGCCAGACAGGCACUCAUCCCCUUGCUCCUGGCCUGGCUCUGUCUGUAACCCACACAGCUACUGGUGACCUCCUGAGGAAACCAGGAGAAAGUGUGUGCGUGCCUGUGCCUGUGCCUAUAGGAGCACAUGUGUGUGCCCGGAAAGGGAGGAGGAGGCAAAGAGCAGGAACCUGCCUCCUCAGUGCCACCAUCACCUCCCCUAGUCAUUCAGCUUUCCCAGCUGGAGCCAAGAUUCAUCCUCUAGACCUUAAGAAUGAAGGUCAGUCCCUUCUUCUUGCUACACGGUGGGGUGGUUAGAACUCUCCUCAUUAACAGUGUUAUAUACAUAUAAAUAUAUAUAUAUAUCUAUAUCUUUAUAUAUAUUUUUCCCCAGCACUGUAGACAUGAGCUGAACUUCUCUUUAACGAAACGAGAAAAUGGCCAUUUAAUUUUUUGCCAUUGGUUUGUUUUUGAAACUAGCUCUGUGAAAGAAAAUUUUAAAAGCGCAAGUGUGUGUGUAAAAGAACCGAUCAAAAAAACUAAACAACCCAACAAAUGAAUGAACAAAACCCAGUGAUGGAAAAAAAAAAAAAAGCUUUUUAUUUUUUCUUUUCUCAAUGUAUUUAACUUCUGUUAUCUCAUUUCUGUUUCUUUACAUGUAUGAAUGCUCUGCUCUUCUGUGAUCUUAAAAAAAAAUACAAAAAAUACAAAAAUUAAAUAAACGUGAAAAGGAG